ACGAUAUUCCGAUAAGGCAAGAAGCCUGAGCGGUGUAUGCGAGUGUAGUGCUGUGGUGUGCUCAGUUUAGCCGAGGCUAGCAUCGGAAGGACGCGCGGUUGGCCGGCCGGCGGCUGCAAUGGCGAGCGCUGCCGCCAACGUCCUCCUCCUCCCUGAGGCCGGCUCCGGCCACCUCAUGUCGCUGAUCGAAGCCGGCAAGCUGCUGCUCGGUCAUGGCGUGGGGGACGCGGGCCGCGCGGUGACCGUCACCGUGCUGGUUGUUCGUCCGGCGACGGCGGAGUCGGCCGCCGAGGUGGACGCGCACGUCGAGCGCGUCGAGGCGUCCGGGAUCGGCGUCCGGUUCCACCGCCUCCCCGCCGUCGAGCCCCCGAUGGACUGGGCCGCCAGCAACGUGCAGGAGUUCAAGUCACGCUUCAUGCAGCUGCAGGCGCCACACGUGAAGGCCGCGGCGGUGGAGCUGGGCGCCGCCGCGCUCGUCGUCGACUUCUUCGCCACCGGCGUGCUUGACGCGGCCCGCGAGAUCGGCGUGCCGACGUACGUCUACUUCACGUCCACGGCGGCGCUGCUCGCGCUGAUGCUGCGGUUGCCGGCGCUGGAGGAGGAGGUCCCCGUCGACUUCGAGGAGUUCGAGGGCACGGUCGACGUCCCCGGCUUGCCGCCGCUGCCCGGCGGUUCCCUUCCUGGGUUCAUGGCGCGAAAGAAGAGCCCGAACUUCACGUGGUUCGUCUACCACGGCCGCCGGUUCAUGGACGCCGACGGCAUCAUCAUCAACACCGUAGCCGAGCUCGAGCCGGGGCCCCUCGCCGCGAUAAACGACGGCCGCUGCGUGCCGGGACGACAGGCGCCGCCGCUGUACCCGAUAGGCCCGGUGCUCGACCUCGAAGCCAAGGAGCCCUCGAACGCCGACUGCGUCCGGUGGCUCAACGCGCAGCCGCCGGGGUCGGUGCUGUUCCUCUGCUUCGGGAGCAUGGGCUGGUUCGACGCCGCGAAGGCGCACGAGGUCGCCGAGGGGCUCGAGCGCAGCGGGCACCGCUUCCUGUGGGCGCUGCGAGGCCCGCCCGCCGCCGGCUCGGUGCACCCGACGGAGGCAGACCUGGGCGAGCUCCUCCCGGAGGGGUUCACGGAGAGGACCAAGGAGAGGGGCCUCGUGUGGCCGAGGUGGGCGCCGCAGAAGGAGAUACUCUCCCACGCCGCCGUCGGCGGCUUCGUGACGCACUGCGGGUGGAACUCGACGCUGGAGAGCCUGUGGCACGGCGUGCCGCUGGUGCCGUGGCCGCUGUACGCGGAGCAGCGCCUGAACGCGUUCGAGCUCGUGUCCGUCGUGGGCGUCGCCGUGCCGCUCCGGGUGGACCGGAGGCGGGACAACUUCGUGGAGGCGGCGGAGCUGGAGCGCGCGGUGAGGUCGCUGAUGGGAGGCGGCGAGGAGGAGGGGGAGGCGGAGGGGAGGAAGGCGAGGGAGAAGGCGGCGGAGAUGAAGGCCGUGUGCCGGAACGCCGUGGCGGAGGGCGGCUCGUCGCACGCCGCGCUGCAGAGGAUGCGCGGUGCAAUUCGGGAAGGUUUGAGUCCUCAUCGUCACCGCUAAAUUGUUGGAUCCAACGGCUGAGGGUGCAGUCCCUCGGCCGCCUUGAAAAUAAUUUCCCGGCUUCAUCUAUUAAUUUGGAUAUAUUAAUUCGCAAGUGUUGAAGUUCUAAUUUGGCUUUUAGAAGUUGUACCAGAAUAAAUUAAAUUGAAACUGGUAUAUCUAUAU
Molecule: messenger RNA, 1747 nt
Organism: Oryza brachyantha (malo sina)
Lineage: Eukaryota; Viridiplantae; Streptophyta; Magnoliopsida; Poales; Poaceae
Product: anthocyanidin 3-O-glucosyltransferase 2-like
Exons: 1
Coding region: 119-1582 (487 amino acids)
Molecular function (GO): UDP-glycosyltransferase activity
Source: RefSeq, a predicted model, not a curated record